AUGCCUCUUGACGCGACCUCGCCAAUCAAGCCCGUUGCGGCUGCUCCGACGCCAUCGAGGAGGAAUGGCGGUCGCCAGAGGGAUCAGCAGGACCUGAAUCACCUCUUGGGCUUCACGCUCCCGCCGAGGGCUCCGCCGCCGCCGACCCACCUCCCACGACGCUCGAACCGCCGCAACCCGAACUACGUCGCGUUCGACCGGUCCCGCUUCGUCCACCAGUUCCGCUUCAUCGUCCGGCCUGAUCGCGACUACACGGCCCACUUUGCGGACCCCGACAUCCACCUCGACUGGAGCGACAUCCUCCAGGUCAUCCUCCCCACUUCGGCUUCCGCGCUCUCGUCUGUCACGACCGCCAAGCUCGACCAGGGGACGGAUGGAGCGAGCGCGGGCGGAGGGAUACCGGCGUGUCCGAUCUGCUUGAGCGAACCGACCGCGGCGAGGAUGACCAAGUGCGGACACGUCUUCUGCUACCCUUGCGUCCUGCACUACCUUGCCUUGGCCGACAACGGCGCCAAGUCGCGGAAUUGUCCUGUCUGCCAUGACUCCAUACACGCCAAGGACCUCAAGUCGGUCAAGUGGUUCGACCCGACCUCGAGUUCCGGCCUCCCUCCUCCGCCUCCUUCCCUCACUCAGCCUCUCGCUGACAUGGACGACGACCUCGCCCGCGCUCUCGAGCUCUCGAAGCUCGACGCACACCCACACGCCUCCACUUCCAACCCUCAAUCCUCCGCUUCAUCGCGCGGCGAAAAGCUCAAAAUGCGCCUCAUCCGCCGGCCGCAAAUGACGACCCUCGCCCUCCCCCGCUCCGCAACCUGGCCCUCCGACGCCGUCCCACCCCUCCGCGCGCCGUGGCAAUUCACACCCGACGCUUUUACCUACGCCAAGUUCAUGCUCGGCGCGCCGGACUAUAUGCGCGACGAGUUACUCGCGCAGAAGGCGGAGCUGGAGCGAGAGAUCCUCACGCUCCGGCGGUUUGGGCGGCGAGGCGGGACGGACGAGGAGCUGGGCAUUGUUUUCGUCGAUGCUGCGUUGCGCAAGGUCGACGAGCAGCUCGCCAAGGCUGAGGCGCUCAAGACGACGAGUGUCAUGACGGCGCGGAAACGCUCGUUGCGCGAGAUCCAGCAGGUGCAGGAGGUCAAGGGCAAGGCGGACGAGGCGAGCAAGUUGCCGUCCGUGACCGACACCAGCUCGAGCGAGGUCGAGCACGAGGGAGAGGCGCGGCCUGCCCCAGCCCUACCCGCCCCAGUCCCCGUAUACGACCCCGUCCCGCUCGACUUCCUCCAAUCACGCGGCACGACACCCCUCUCUACUGCCGCACCCGUCUUCGUCCCCUCCUCGCCGCCCUCGUCCCGCUCCUCGGUCCCUCCACCCGUCCCGCUCUCGCCGCCCCGAAACCGUCCCCAUCAACGUCGCAACGUCCUCGCCCCUCCUCCGCCGGAAGAAGACCCCGCCUACUAUUUCUACCAAGCCGCGACCGGCCAACCGAUCUUCCUCCAGCCGCUCGACAUCCGGAUCCUCAAGUCGCAUUUCGGGACGUACCAGUCCAUGCCGAACGAGAUCGAGGUGGUCGUCGAGGGCGCAGACGAGGGGUCGAUGAAUGACGAGUUGAGGAGACGGUGCAAGUGGUUGAGCCACUUGCCGAUCGCGAGCGACGUCGUCUUUGUCGAGGCGGACUUGGGCGCGCUCGUCCCCCGCAAAGCGUUGGAGCCGUACGCGACGGCACUCAAGCAGCGACGGAACAAGCGGCGAAACAAGGCGAGGAAGGAGGACCGCGCGAAAGCGGAGAGCGAGUUGAAGGCCGCCGAGCAGAUGCCGGUGUUUGAGUCGACCUAUGCGUUUGGGGCAUCGAUCGUGCCUGCGUCCGCGUCGAGUUGGGACGACGUCUCUGCGUUCCCUGCUCCGCCACUCGCCUCGUCUCCUCCGCUUCCCUCACAACCCGCCCGACCCCCUCCCACGCCCUCAUCCUGGUCCCGCCCCUCGUUCGCUUCCGCACUGCACGCCUCCUCCCGCUCUUCGCCCUCUUGGUCCCACGCUUCCCACGCGGCGCACGACGACGACUUUGACGAUCGCUGGGACGAGUUUGAGGAACGACUCGGUCGUCAGCGCGCCUCGACGCCUCGGACUCACUCGAGCGGGAACAUCAAUGUUGGAGAAGGCGGCGGGCAAGCGAAGAGCGCAGGAGGAGGGGGGAGGGGAAAGAAGGGGAAGAAGGUGACGCUGCAUUUGAGCGGGGCGGCCUUGCGUGGGACGGGGUAG
Molecule: messenger RNA, 2256 nt
Organism: Rhodotorula toruloides NP11
Lineage: Eukaryota; Fungi; Basidiomycota; Microbotryomycetes; Sporidiobolales; Sporidiobolaceae
Product: zinc finger, RING-type protein
Exons: 5
Coding region: 1-2256 (751 amino acids)
Biological process (GO): positive regulation of transcription by RNA polymerase II
Molecular function (GO): transcription cis-regulatory region binding; metal ion binding
Source: RefSeq, a predicted model, not a curated record